This is a messenger RNA of Trichoderma asperellum CBS 433.97, 813 nucleotides long. RefSeq lists its product as uncharacterized. Gene Ontology annotation, molecular function: acyltransferase activity, transferring groups other than amino-acyl groups. The record is from RefSeq and is a predicted model, not a curated record. Lineage: Eukaryota; Fungi; Ascomycota; Sordariomycetes; Hypocreales; Hypocreaceae.
AUGGCGCACGUUAUAAGCAAAACCGCCAUUGAUACCAUCACGACCACCGCCUCCGCCGCUACCGCAACAGCCAUUGUGGACCGCCGCCGCUCUCUUGUUCCUCAGUCCUGGGAGAAAUCUGUUCGCAAGAUUGGCCUGACUGAAUGCGAACAGGCGGGAGUCUCUCUCGCCCACGCCUUUGCCGCCGAUGCCUUGAGCAUGUAUCUCCUCGACGGCGACGAAACGGAUCGGUACUCGGACGAGACCAAAUGGAAGCUCCACGUCCGCAUCAUGACGUAUCUGGUGUCUGCCCAUUGCUACAGUGGCCUCGUCACAACCAUUGGCCCAGAUUAUGACUGCGUAGCGUUGUGGAUGCCUCCUGGGAUGCACAUGGACGACUGGUGGACCAUCUUCCGAAGUGGCAUGUGGCGCCUCUAUUACCAACUUGGCUCAGAGGGCCGCAAGCGCUACUACGAAGAUGUGCUGCCUCUCCUGCAUGAGACAAUGGACGAAGUCAUGGGAGACCGCGAGUACUACUAUCUUGCUUAUAUCGGUACCAAGCCCAGCGCUAGAGGCAAAGGCUAUGCCAAGAAGCUCAUCAUGGACAUGGCGGCAAAGGCUGAUGCUGAGAACCGUGCCAUGUACCUUGAAUCCAGCUCCAGCGACAACAUCAGCUACUACGAGCGCUUCGGCUUCAAGUACCGCAAGGAAAUCUCCUUCAAGAGAGGACCGGUGCCCGUGCCGCUCUACAUCAUGGUGCGCGAGCCAGUAGCCGCCAAAGCAGCCGAAGAAGCAGUGCCGACGCUGGACCAGAUUGAGACUGUCAAAGUCUGA